Messenger RNA from Cygnus olor (mute swan), 3836 nucleotides. RefSeq names its product basic, immunoglobulin-like variable motif containing (gene BIVM). Gene Ontology annotation, cellular component: nucleus. Lineage: Eukaryota; Metazoa; Chordata; Aves; Anseriformes; Anatidae. The transcript is spliced from 11 exons. Gene Ontology annotation, molecular function: DNA endonuclease activity; single-stranded DNA binding. The record is from RefSeq and is a predicted model, not a curated record. Bases 364 to 1953 code for a protein of 529 amino acids. Gene Ontology annotation, biological process: nucleotide-excision repair.
GCCGGACCCCGGGGGUGCUGCCGGGCGCUGCUCUCUCUUUUUUUUUUUCCCCCACCCAUUUUGUAGAAUAAGAGUCACGCAAAAAUAUGAAGGAGCCCCUGGCUGCCUAUUAAGGAAAGCGGUGAAACAGACUGAAUGUAACAUUGUGGAUUUACAGUGAGCAGAGAUAAGAGUUACUGCCAUUUUCUGUCAGCUUGAACUUCGCCUGCAGCAGAAGUACGCAGGCUGCUUCAAAAUUAAGCGACUUAGCGGUACCUCAUCAAUAGCUUGCAGUGGCAAUGGAGGCAAUGAUGCAGACUGUGUGGUAAUCGCAACAUAAACCAAAAUAUUCCUGGCUGUACAAUACUCUUGCAGUACAAUUCAAUGCCUAACAUUUCAGAAGAGGAAAAGGAGAAUGGGUCUGGAAACAAUGGAAACACUGGAAAGAAACAUGGAAAAGAAUCCCCGGAAGCUUCUCUUCAUGAUUCUGUAAAGCCAUACUGCAUGUCAGAUACCUCCACUGCAUCACUGGUGUCUAGGGGAGAUGGACAUUACCCAUGGGGAUGUCCUGUGACUCAUACACGAGAGAAAUUUUAUACCAUUUGCUCAGACUAUGCUUUUUUAAACAGAGUAACAUCUAUUUGUAAAAGCCCAAGUGCUUCAGUUAGUGCCUGCCUGUCGAGCAGUGCUGCCUUAAAUGUUGGAAAUAACACACCUAGCUUGCUGGGCGUUCAAACUGGUGCUUCAGACAUAAUCUACGGUGAAGAUCCUAACUUGGAAGACUUGUCUGGCAGUCUUGGAAAGCUUCCACUGGCAUGGGAAAUCGACAAGUCAGAGUUCAACAGCAUGACCACAAACCAUAAGAACAAAGCAGGCAAUAUGAAGAAACAAGUGACAAAGAAAAAAUCUGUGGAAAAAAAAAGCAAACAAUACAGGGAGUGUCCUCAGCGCUCUGCUCUUGAGGAUGUGAAGGAGAGGAAAGUGUUGGACCUCCGGAGAUGGUAUUGUAUUAGCCGACCUCAGUAUAAGACUUCUUGUGGAAUUUCUUCAUUAGUAUCUUGCUGGAAUUUCUUAUAUAGUACGCUGGGAGCUGGCAGUUUGCCACCUAUUACUCAAGAAGAAGCUUUACACAUACUGGGUUUUCAACCCCCAUUUGAAGACAUUAGGUUUGGUCCAUUCACUGGAAAUACAACUUUAAUGAGAUGGUUUAGGCAAAUAAAUGAUCACUUCCAUAUCAAGGGAUGCUCAUAUGUUCUGUAUAAACCUCAUGGGAAGAACAAGACAGCUGGAGAAACUGCCUUGGGAGCCCUCGCAAAGCUAACACAUGGACUGAAAGAGGAAUCAAUGGCCUACAUCUACCAUUGCCAGAACCAUUAUUUUUGUCCAAUUGGAUUUGAAGCAACCCCAGUAAAAGCUAGUAAAGCAUAUAGGUUGCUGGAUUUGGACUCGGGAGACCUGGGUUCAGUUCCCAGUUCAACCACAGACUUCCAGUGUGACUUUAGAGGUCGUGUCUUGCAGCAAGAAGUAGAGUAUUGGAUCUUAAUUGGAGAGCCCAGCAGAAAACAUCCAACGAUACACUGUAAAAGGUGGACAGAUAUUGUCACUGACCUAAAUACCCAAAAUCCAGAAUAUCUAGAUAUUCGACACCUAGAGAGAGGAUUGCAGCAUCGAAAAACAAAGAAGGUUGGAGGAAAUCUUCAUUGCAUCAUUGCCUUUCAGAGACUUAACUGGCAAAGAUUUGGUCCUUGGAAUUUUCCGUUUGGAAAUGUCAGGCAGGAUAAACAAUCCCAAACACAAGGACAAGGUAUCGCCAAAUCUGAGAGUGAAGACAAUAUCUCUAAAAAACAACAUGGACGACUGGGUCGAUCUUUCAGUGCCGGUUUCCAUCAGGAAUCUACGUGGAAAAAAUCUAAUCUUCAUGAGAGGAGGAACAGCGGGUAUCAGAGCUAUAAUGAUUAUGAUGGAAAUGAUUAAAAUUAACUUUAGAUAAUAGAGUUGAUAUAUCAAAGUUAGUUUUAAUCAAGAUAUGGUAGGGAUUUAUUAGUCCUAGGUUAUGUACGAAUAAAAAUUAUUAAGAUACAGCUUCAUUAUUAUUGAAUAAAUCUGAUUAUAUGGUUGCAAUGGAUGAGAUCUGAUACAUAAACUGACAUUAAGCACAGAUUGUUGUACUUUUGUAAUCAAAAGCAAAUAUGACAGCAAAAACCAAUCACUUAUUUUGAAAUAAUUGUACUAUAUCCUGAGCUGUGAAGACAAAAGAGCAGAUUGAAAUUAGUCAAUGUAAUAAUCAGACUUAAUUGAAAAUACUUAAUACUCAAAAGCAUGAAAAUGUAAUAUGGCUUCACAAAAAAGGGUUAUUCUGCAUAUGGUGUAAGGAUAAAAGUAAAUAAUUGCCUUUCUUUUCAACAGUCCAUUUUAUUAAAGCUGCUGAUACGCAGUGCAAAGAAAAAUCACAAAGGUUGGAAAAACACCUUGUCAGAUUUACAAAGUGAAUGUAUGUUCUCAGUCUAGUUCCCAGUAGAGUUCUGUCAGUCAGAUAAUCAUAUUCUGUCAAGUAGUUCCCAGUUCCUUUUCCCUUAUCUGGAUGCCUGUUUUAGGCUGAGGGGAAUCACUGGUGCCAGGGAAGGUUCGGGGAUGGGACAUUCUUUGCUGCUUUUGCUCUGUGGGUACAGUAGCUGAUUUCUUAUCCUGGGAGCUUGAGAGCACUGACUCGCUUAACACAAGCUUGGGAAAUUCAGUUUUAUAAAGCUGCAUUUCCCAUUAGCCCAAGGAGCUGGCUGAACACAGGGUUCUCUUGGCAGUUCUUUUCCUUGUUCAAUCUUAAAACUGUUGUUUUUGUGCUGCUCUUUUACUUUUGUAUGAUGGUAAUGCAAGUGCCGAAAACUGCUGGCAGUCCUUACGAUAUACUGAGGGUCCUGGUGGACAGUGGGAUGACCACAAGCCAGCACUGUGCCCUUGUGGCCAAGAAGGCCAAUGACACCCUGGGGUGUGUCGGAAGGGGUGUGGUUAGUAGGUCGAGACAGGUUCUCCUCCCCCUCUACUCUGCCCUGGUGAGACCACAUCUGGAAUAUUGCAUCCGGUUCUGGGCCUCUCAGUUCAAGAAGGACAGGGAACUGCUUGAGAGAGUCCUGUACAGAGCCACGAGGAUGAUUAAGGGAGUGGAGCAUCUCCCUUACAAGGCAAGGCUGAGGGAGCCGGGUCUCUAGCUUGGAGAAGAGGAGACUGAGGGGUGACCUUAUUAACAUUUAUAAAUAUAUAAAGGACGAGUGUCAGGAGGAUGGAGCCAGGCUCUUCUCAGUGAUACCCAAUGAGAGGACAAGGGGCAAUGGGUGCAAGCUGGAACAUGGGAGAUUCCGCUUAAAUAUGAGACAAAACUACUUUACGGUGAGGGUGACAGAGCACUAGAACAGGCUGUCCAGGGGGGUUGUGGAGUCUCCUUCUCUGGAGACUUUCAAAACCUGCCUGGACGUGUUCCUGUGUGACCUGAUGUAGGUGUUCCUGCGCCGGCAGGAGGAUUCGACUAGGUGAUCUUCCAAGGUCCCUUCCAAUCCCUAACAUUCUGUCAUUCUGUGAUACCUCUAGAGGGCCAGCAAACGAUUCAGGUUUUUCCAGGUGUCCGCGUGCAGUCCCUUUGUUUUUUCCCUCCCCGGUUUGGGGUUCAUUCAGGUGUUUGCCCAAACGCAUCUCAGCAGUUGUACCUUUGUGUGUGUGAACGUUCGUACCUGCUCAAGGAUUCAUUUCUUCGACAUAAACUGAUUUCUCAUGGAACGCAGGGUUUUUGUAGGUUGCUGCUUUUGUUAAACCAAAAACGGGAUACUUUCAGACUUUCGCUCAUUCAAUAAAAUUUGUUUUCUACUUUG